This is a messenger RNA of Physella acuta, 4302 nucleotides long. RefSeq names its product zinc finger protein 62 homolog. Gene Ontology annotation, cellular component: nucleus. The record is from RefSeq and is a predicted model, not a curated record. NCBI's taxonomy places the organism in Eukaryota, Metazoa, Mollusca, Gastropoda, Physidae. Gene Ontology annotation, biological process: regulation of transcription by RNA polymerase II. Gene Ontology annotation, molecular function: RNA polymerase II cis-regulatory region sequence-specific DNA binding; DNA-binding transcription activator activity, RNA polymerase II-specific.
AUUCUUUUUGGGAAAGAUGGCCGCUGAUUUUAUUUACUACUAGAAUCUAAAUCUACUACUAGAUCUACUACUAUACUACUAUUGAUCUCAGACAACUUGUUAAACUUUAGUCCACAAUUUACCAGAUAAAAAUUUAUACAGAAUGGAUGAGGAAGCUGAUUUUAAAACAUUGCCGAGCCUAUUCGAGCUCCUACAGGAAUGCAAUAAAGAAAUAAAAUCAGAAUUUUCACCUAACAUAACUUUAGCUGACAUAAAGCCUGAUGUAAAAACAUCUUUAAUAACUUUAGAGGAAGUAAAACCAGAUGUAUCUCCAGCUUUAGAAAAAAUGAAAGUAGGUGUAUCAACAUCAUUUACAACAGAUAACAUUGAACUGGAUUUAGGAACAUCACGUAUAGCUUUAGAGGACUUAAAACCAGAUGUAUCAACUUCUUUUUCGACUACUGAUUAUACGAAAUUAGAUGUUUCUCCAUCAUUUUCAACAUUUGACAACAUGAAAGUAGAUAAAUUAACAUUGUUUUCAAACUUUGAAGAAGGAAAGCCAAUUUCAUCAUUCAAGAGUGAAAACCAAAAUAGUUUUGAUGAACAAAUCCAACCUCUACCACAUUUAACUACUUGUGAAGAAUAUAUCCCACGUAUUAAAUCAGAUAUUUGGACUCAUUCUGUAGAUAAACAAUAUGAAUGUGAUAUUUGUCACAAAAAGGUAGCACGCAAGUCUAGUUUAGUCAAACAUAAAAAAAUUCAUUCUGGAGAUAAACCAUAUGAAUGUGACAUUUGCCACAAAAAGAUAGCAUGCAAGUUUAGUUUAGUCAUACAUAAAAGAAUUCAUUCUGGUCAUAAGCCUUAUGAAUGUGACAUUUGUCAUAAAACAUUUUCUCAGAAAGCUCAUUUAUUAUCACAUGAAAACACUCAUUCUGUAAAUAAACCAUAUGAAUGUGACAUUUGUCUUCAAAAGUUUUCAUACCGAUCUAGUUUAGCCAGACAUAAGAAACUACAUUCUGGACUUAAACUAUAUGAAUGUGACAUUUGUCAUAAAACAUUUUCUCUUAAUGCUAAUUUAUUAUCACAUAAAAAAACUCAUUCUGUAGAUAAACAAUAUGAAUGUGACAUUUGUCACAAAAAGAUGUCUCGCAAGUCUAGUUUAGUCAUACAUAAAAGAAUUCAUUCUGGUCAUAAACCUUAUGAAUGUGACAUUUGUCAUAGAAAGUAUACUCAGAAAAGUGCUUUAGUAUCACAUGAAAAUGUUCAUUUUGGAGAUAAAUUGUAUGAAUGUGACAUUUGUCACAAAAAGUUUCUCCGCCAGUCGAAUUUAGCCACACAUAAAAAAAUUCAUUCUGGAGAUAAACCAUAUAAAUGUGACAUUUGUCACAAAAAGUUUCUUUACAAGUCGCAGUUAGCCGAACAUAAAAAAAUUAGUUGUGGCCAAAAACCUUAUGAAUGUGACAUUUGUCACAAAAAGUUUCUCCACCAGUCUAGUUUAGCCGAACAUAAAAAAAUUAAUUGUGGCCAAAAACCUUAUGAAUGUGACAUUUGUCACAAAAAGUUUCUCUACCAGUCUAAUUUAGCCAAACAUAAAAAAAUUCAUUCUGGAGAUAAACCAUAUGAAUGUGACAUUUGCCACAAAAAGAUAGCAUGCAAGUUUAGUUUAGUCAUACAUAAAAGAAUUCAUUCUGGUCAUAAGCCUUAUGAAUGUGACAUUUGUCAUAAAACAUUUUCUCAGAAAGCUCAUUUAUUAUCACAUGAAAACACUCAUUCUGUAAAUAAACCAUAUGAAUGUGACAUUUGUCUUAAAAAGUUUUCACGCCGAUCUAGUUUAGCCAGACAUAAGAAACUACAUUCUGGACUUAAACUAUAUGAAUGUGACAUUUGUCAUAAAACAUUUUCUCUUAAUGCUAAUUUAUUAUCACAUAAAAAAACUCAUUCUGUAGAUAAACAAUAUGAAUGUGACAUUUGUCACAAAAAGAUGUCUCGCAAGACUAGUUUAGUCAUACAUAAAAGAAUUCAUUCUGGUCAUAAACCUUAUGAAUGUGACAUUUGUCAUAGAAAGUAUACUCAGAAAAGUGCUUUAGUAUCACAUGAAAAUGUUCAUUUUGGAGAUAAAUUGUAUGAAUGUGACAUUUGUCACAAAAAGUUUCUUUACCAGUCAAGUUUAGUCAGACAUAAAAUAAUUCAUUCUGGCCAAAAACAAUGUGAAUUUGAAUGUGACAUUUGUCACAAAAAGAUGUCUUGCAAGUCUAGUUUAGUCAUACAUAAAAGAAUUCAUUCUGGUCAUAAACCUUAUGAAUGUGUUAUUUGUCAUAGAAAGUAUACUCAGAAAAGUGCUUUAGUAUCACAUGAAAAUGUUCAUUUUGGAGAUAAAUUGUAUGAAUGUGACAUUUGUCACAAAAAGUUUCUCAGCCAGUCGAAUUUAGCCACACAUAAAAAAAUUCAUUCUGGAGAUAAACCAUAUGAAUGUGACAUUUGUCACAAAAAGUUUCUUUACAAGUCGCAGUUAGCCGAACAUAAAAGAAUUCAUUCUGGUCAAAAACCUUAUGAAUGUGACAUUUGUCACAAAACAUUUUCUCAGAAAGUUCAUUUAUUAUCACAUGAAAACACUCAUUCUAUAAAUAAACCAUAUGAAUGUGACAUUUGUCACAAAAAGUUAUCAUGCAAGUCUAGUUUAGUCAAACAUAAAAGAAUUCAUUCAGGUCAUGAACAUUUUGAAUGUGAUAUUUGUCAUAAAAAGUUUCUCCACCAGUCUAAUUUAGCCAGACAUAAAAAAAUUCAUUCUGGAGAUAAAUUCUAUGAAUGUGACAUUUGUCACAAAAAGAUGGCAUACAAGUCUAGUUUAGCUAAACAUAAAAAAAUACAUUCUGGUUAAAAAGCACAUGAAUGUGACAUUUGUCAUAGAAAGUAUUCUCAGAAAACUUCUUUAGUAUCACAUGAAAAAAUUCAUUCGGCAGAUAAACCUUAAGAAUGUGACAUUUGUCACAAAAAGUUUCUUUAGAAGUAUAGUUUAGCCAUACAUAAAAAAAUCAUUCUGGCUAAAAAGAAUUCGAAUAUGAAUGAGACAUCUGUCUCAAAAAGACAGCAUACAAGUCUGGUUUAGCAAUACAUACAAGAAUUAAUUUUUGCGAAAAACCAUAUGAAUGAAACAUUUGUCACAAAAAGUUUUCUCAGAAAGUUUAUUAUAACACGUAAAAACCACUUGAAUGUGACAUUUGCCAUUGAAAUUUUGCCCAGAUAAUGAAUCUUUUUUCAUUAAUUAGUUAACAAACCUUGUCCUUUUAUUGUUUAGCAUUUAUGAUAUUGUACAUUAUUAGAUUCCAUUAAAUUCUAUAAUAGGGUAUCUUGUUGUUAGAAGAUGCAAUGGAUUGUGCAUAAAGGGAGGUUUCAUUAGAUGUAAGUGGCGUGGGGUGGUGUGGGGGUCAAGCACAUGAUCACUGGGCAGUUACCAUUUUUAUGAAAAAUCUAUAUAUACUACUAAAACUCAACUUUGUUUACAUUUUUGAAUAUUUAUUUGUUUGUCUGAUUUCUUACUGUAAGGAAACUGCUGUAUAUGGGGGGCUGUAAAAUAGUAUGUAGGUAGAGAAUAAUUUUUGAUUGCAGACAGACUGUUAAUCACACAUUUUUUUGAAGACAUUAAUUAACUAAUUGAUUUAUUCAUAGGUAGAUUAACCACAUUUGUUUUAAAGUUUUAGAACAAUGGCUUAACUUUGACUGAAUAGUGAUGUUUGAUAACUCAUUUUUUUUUGUUUGUUUGUUUUUCUGAUUUGUUAUUGGAGAAAAUCUUCAUUAUGUGUAGAGCUGUGAAAUGGUAUUUUGAGUGGUAAAUAUUGUUCCUUCUUAAACACACUGUUAAUUACAAACUAAUUUAAAGCCGUUAAUUAAUUUAUUGAUAUAUUCAUGGGUAGAUUAACCACAUUGUAUAUAAAAGUUUAGAACAAUGAUUGUAGUAAUAGUAAAAAUGUUUUCAAUUAUUUUUCCUAAGGCCUACAUGUGAAUGAUAAGGUUGACUAUCAGGACCUCGCGGGGCACAGGGCAGGUGAAGUAGAGUUCACCUGUUUGUUUGUCCUAAGCAUAUGAAGGGAUAGUGUGGUCAGAGACAUGCUCGGCUGGAAUCGUUUUUUUAAACGAUAAAAACAUGUUGUCUGAGACUUGUCGGGACACUGGGCAGGUGAAGUAGAGUUAAGUAGGUCACCUGUGACGUCAGUAUAUGAAGGGAUAGUCCGAAAUCGUUGUUUUCGGUGUUUUUAAAAGAUAAAAAACAUGUUUGAAUGUGGGGUCUAUUUUUUGUGACGAUAAGUGACACUGCAGUAGCGUAGC